Messenger RNA from Miniopterus natalensis, 564 nucleotides. It is a transcript of the gene IL21, whose product is annotated as interleukin 21. The record is from RefSeq and is a predicted model, not a curated record. NCBI's taxonomy places the organism in Eukaryota, Metazoa, Chordata, Mammalia, Chiroptera, Miniopteridae. Gene Ontology annotation, biological process: immune response; positive regulation of natural killer cell mediated cytotoxicity. Gene Ontology annotation, cellular component: extracellular region. Gene Ontology annotation, molecular function: cytokine receptor binding.
AUGGAGGUGCCCAGCGGUAAGCCCUGGUCCCUACGCAUUUUAGAGGUUUACACAGUUCCCUCCCCCACUGAAUUGAAUGGUUACGAGGAAGACUUCUUGCUCAUACAACUCAGUCCUGGCAACAUGCAGCGGGUAGUCAUCUGCCUGAUGGUCAUCUUCUCAGGGGCAGUGGCCCGUAGAUCCAGCCUCCAAGAGCAAGAUCGCCUCAUGAUCAGACUGCGCCAACUUAUUGAUGUUGUGGAUCAGCUGAAACAUUAUGUGAAUGACUUGGACCCUGAAUUUCUGCCAGCUCCAGAAGAUGUAAAGAGACACUGUGAGCGAUCGGCUUUUUCGUGUUUUCAGAAGGUCCAACUAAAGUCAGUAAAUACAGGAGACAACGAGAAGAUAAUUAAUGUGUUAACUAAACAGCUGAAGAGGAAGCUGCCUCCCACAAAUGCAGGGAGAAGACAGGAACAGAGACUAGUGUGCCCUUCAUGUGAUUCUUAUGAGAAAAAACCACCCAAAGAAUUCCUAGAAAGACUGAAAUCACUCAUCCAGAAGAUGAUCCACCAGCACCUCUCCUAG